Myxocyprinus asiaticus (Chinese sucker) is the source of this 3630-nucleotide messenger RNA. RefSeq names its product nidogen 2b (osteonidogen) (gene nid2b). Gene Ontology annotation, biological process: cell-matrix adhesion. Bases 57 to 3530 code for a protein of 1157 amino acids. The transcript has 19 exons. The record is from RefSeq and is a predicted model, not a curated record. Gene Ontology annotation, molecular function: calcium ion binding. Lineage: Eukaryota; Metazoa; Chordata; Actinopteri; Cypriniformes; Catostomidae.
UUUCUUGAGGAAGAACUAUAUUUACACGCUUCAGAUCACAUCUGCUCACUCUCAGAAUGAAGAAAUGUUGGAUAUUUGCUUUACUGUAUAUAAAUGUUUAUUUUAUGAAUGCGAUUCAAAUAGAUGGCAUUUUCCCGUUUGGAUUAUCAGAGGGGGAUUCAGUACUUCAAGAAGGUGAUGAUAAAGUAUCUGAAGCCUUGAAGCUAAAGAAGCCAUUACAGUUCUACGACACACAAUUCAACAUCCUUUAUGUCGCCACAAAUGGGUUCUUGUCCCUUCAGCCUCCUCCCGAUGAGAGCCAGUAUUUGAGAAACGUGUUUCCUCUGAGUUUCCCUGCCAUUGCACCUUUCCUGACAGAUAUUGAUUCAGGUGCUGUGUUUUACCGUGUGGAGGAAUCACUAUAUGUACUAAACAGGGCUUCUGAAAUGGUGCAGCGUGGUUUUUUUGGAUCUGCCUUUAAGCCCAGCCACACAGUCAUUGCUACAUGGGAUAAAGUUGCCUGUGGAGAAGAAGGGGUAACCAGUUUCCAGGUUGUGUUGGCUGGCAAUAAUUCAGAUACUUAUGCCUUGUUCUUGUAUCCUGAGGAUGGGCAUCAGAUCCUCAAAACUAAUAUGUCAGAAGGAAAUGCUAAAAUUCAAGCCGGUUUCACUAGAGGCAAUACAUCUACCACAGAAGAACUGUUCUACGACCUGUUUAGCUCUAAUGUGACCACAAAGAACCUCUAUAACACCGGGAACUCAGGUGUUAACGGACUGUGGAUUUUCCACAUUGGAACCAGCCGUUUCCCAUUCCAGAGGGUAGUUCCUGCUUUGGUCAUCAGGUCUAAUUCUAUGGAUUUGGGUAGUUUGUCCAGAACCAGAGAUGAAGACUUCUACAUUACAGUGGAAUCAAGCACGCCUGUAGAUAAACCUUCUUUUGAGGUCCAGAUGGACAUCCCAGCAUCACCUGGACAGCAAAUUUCAAAGCCAAACCAAGUGCCUUCUCACAUUAUUUUGAAUAAUGUGACCAAAAUGUGUGGCAUACACUUGAGACUCUGCUCCCUGGAUGGUUAUUGCACAGACUAUCCAACUGGUCCAUGCUGUCAUUGCCGUUCUGGUUACUAUGGUAACGGUAGACAAUGUUUACCCAUGGGUAUUUCUCAGCCUCUAAGCGGAGAGCUGGCUGGCCUAGUUUCUGUUGGGGGCACUAAAGUUCAGCUGGACAGCGUAAUUCUCCAUGGCUUUGCUGUGGUAGGAGAAGGUCGUGUGUACAUCUCCAUCAGUCCUGUCCCAGCUCAGGCCGGUUGGGCUCUGAUGGCCGUGAGUCCGUUGGUCUCCAUAUUUGGCUGGCUGUUUGCUCUUGAGCUCCAAAAUUAUAUGAAUGGCUUCAGUAUUACUGGUGCUGAGUUUUCUCUUCAGGCAGAGCUGGUAUUCAACGCAGAAGGCCAGCGUGUCACCAUUAUUCAAGAAGCUCAAGGUCUGGAUUCAUACAACCACUUGAAUUUCGAUAUUAAGAUCCAUGGAGAUCUACCCAGCAUUCCCAGUGGUGCUAAAGUUCAUAUUCUACCAUAUAAAGAGACCUAUCAAUACAACCAAACAGCUGUGACAUCAUCUUCACUACGAGAGUAUAUGGUGGUGUCAGAAAAUGGUGGAUCUGAGACAUUAUCCUACCUGCUACAUCAAAAUGUGAGUUUCCGUAGCUGUGAGCACAGCCCGUGGACUAUGCCGGAUUUUCUGCAGAUGAAUGUGGAGCAUUCGAUGGUCAUGUACACAGAAGAAGGAAACACCCUUAGAUAUGCCAUAAUCAACACAGUGGGUCCUUUAGGAGGUGAGCUCCCUGAGCUUGUGGAAUUGAACCCCUGUUCAUCUGGGAAGCACCACUGUGACCCAAUGGCCCUCUGUCUACCUGGCGAGGGCACCCAGUACCACUGUCAGUGUGCUAUGGGCUUCCAGGGAGAUGGACGCAACUGUUAUGAUGUAGAUGAGUGUGUAGAAGGGCUCAGCUCCUGUGGUCCUCAUUCCCAGUGUGUCAACAUGCCAGGUGGCCAUCACUGCCACUGUGAAUCAGGCUAUGAGUUUGACCUUGAUUGGCAUGAGUGUGUGGAUAUUGAUGAGUGUUUGCUGCAGCUCUGUCAUCCGUUUGCUUCCUGUUUCAACACCCAGGGUUCAUUUCACUGCCAGUGCUGGCCUGGAUAUAAGGGAGACGGCUUCCUCUGCCAACCACCACAGAAGCCCAAGCCCCCAUUAACUGUGUGUCAACAGCACAGAGACAGCCUGCGAGAGAGUCUAAUCAGCUACCGAGGCCUAGAGGCCUUCAUUCCUCAAUGUGAUGAGAAAGGGCAGUACAAACCGCUGCAGUGCUUGGGCACCACUGGUCACUGCUGGUGUGUGGACAGUAGAGGGCAGGAGAGAGUUGGCACAAGGACACUGCCUGGCACAGUGAACGAUAACUGUGAUCAACCAGCUGCCCUUGUUCCCCGUGCGGAGACUGUGUGUGAGCGCUGGAGACUUUCACUCAUGAGUCACUAUAAUGGUCAGCCAUCCUCUCAGGACUACAUGCCUCAGUGUGACGCUCAUGGGAAUUUCCUGCCUGUGCAGUGUUACGGUAACAGCAGUUUCUGCUGGUGUGUCGACCGCCAAGGCGUGGAAAUGAUUGGAACACGCUCCUAUGAUGAUGUACAGCCCUCCUGUAUUUCCGGUAAUGCUCCCCUAUUGGACAAAGCAUUGAUGCAUCCCGUCGUAAGCUCCUCCCCGUCAGGGCCCGCUAUCCUUUACGCUCAAGCGUCACAGAUUGGAGUCAUUCCUCUUGAUGACACAGAACCAGUUCAAGAAAAAUCCACUGUGUUAUUGGCCUUAAAGGACUCCAUUGUGAUUGGAAUUGACUACGACUGUCAGGAGAACAUGUUAUAUUGGACAGAUUUUGGAAGGCAUACCAUUAACAGAGUUGUGUUAGUGUUUGGGUCUGAGCCAGAAGCUAUUAUUCAGCAAGACUUGGGUCAGCCAGAGGGAAUUGCAGUGGACGCUGUGCACAGGAAGCUGUUUUGGGUAGACAGUGGGAAAGACAGAAUUGAGACAUCUGGCCUAGAUGGCAGGAACAGAAAAGUGCUGCUUGACUCUGAUUUAGUCAGUCCCAGAGCCAUCAUAGUUGAUGCUAAGAGUGGAACCCUAUACUGGACCGACUGGAACCGAGAUGCUCCUAAAAUAGAGAGCUCAUCACUGGAAGGACAUAGGAGGAAAGUACUGGUGCAAGAGGGUCUUGGGUUGCCAAAUGCCUUGACUUUGGACCCAGCCACAAAUCACCUAUGCUGGGCAGACGCAGGCACAAAGAAACUGGAGUGUAUAUCUCCUUAUGGCACUGGGAGGCAUGUGUUCAAGGAUGGUUUGUACUACCCAUUCAGCCUGGCUAUCUACAACAGACACUUUUUCUACACUGACUGGGAGAGAGAUGGCAUACUGGUGUUAGAUCAAAGCACUGGGACAAACACAGCUUAUCUCCCUAUUCAGCGGUCACACUUGUAUGGGAUUACAGUCAUCCAAUCACAGUGUCUAUAGAGACCUAUGGACGUGUCACUUAAAUUUUUGUUUUUUUGUAACAGAAAUGUCAAAUAAGUAAAUAAAGUAAUUAAACAAACCAAAUGACCAAAUGAUUUGC